GGAAGUGCAACCCGGAGGAGGCGGGGCGGAGCGUACGUCAUCUCGCGGCGCCGGCGGCUGGGAGCCGGAAGUCAUGCAGAUUGCACUAGAGGAUUCUGUCACCACCUGCCUCUCGCCCUCGGUGUAUGACAUAAUCUGUACACUCGGCUUUGAACUCAGAGAAAACCGCGACAUCGACAGCAUUGUCACUCAGGAUGGGGAAGUGUGCUGGGGGACGAUCACAGCGUGCGUGGCUGACGCGGGACCAGCCCAGGGUCUGGACUUCCAGGAAAGCGUGAGGCUGCUGGGGCCCGUCUGUGAGGCCGUCCACUCACACCUGCUGUCCCUGACCGAGGCGCAGUUCGGGACUCAGUAUGCACCCUGGCUCCAGUGGACACAUUCCCCAGAGUUAUUUCCAGAGAUCUGGGAUGCCCUGGCGAGCCGGCAGGCUCCUGCCAUCUCCCUGAGCUUGAUGAAGCUGACGUCCUGCCUGGAGCGGGCCCUGGGCGACGUGUUUCUACUGAUUGGGAAGGAAUGCCCCUUCCUCCUGCGAGACCUGCUGGCGUCGGAGGAGCUCGCCGAAGUCUUUGGGAAGCCCGUGAUGCACGUGCUGACCAUCUUUGUGGGCUCUCCAAGCGGCCUCAACCUGCGCAACGUCCUGUGGCACGGCUUCGCGUCGCCGCGGGAAGUGCCUGCCAAGUACUGUUCAACAAUGGUGCUGCUGACAGCCGGACUGGGCCAGCUGCUGACGACGUACCUUGAGCAGACCGGGCACACAGUGGCCCCUCGGCCCCUCCUCACUCUCACGGAGUCCGAGGACUUGCUUGCUUUCCCUGAUGUCACUGAUGAGACGCUCUCAGUGUUGGAGGAAGUGACGAAGAAAUCCCCGUUCGUGUUAAAAAUCAUGUUGCCGUAUUGGGAGCUCACGUUAAUGAAGUUCAAGUCCCACAGGUUUGCCGACUGUGCCGCGUUGCUGCUGACACAGCUGGAGGCCGGCCUCCGGAGCGUGUUCGCCGCCGUCAACAGGUGCCCGAGGAGACUGCUGACGGCCGAGUCAACAGCUCUUUACACCACCUUUGACGAAAUCCUGGCAAAGCACUUGAAUGGCGGCGAACUCAACCAGCUUCCUCUGCUCCUCGGAGAGCCUGCGAUGGAGUUCCUCUGGGACUUCUUGAACCACCAGGAGGGCCCUCGAGUCAGAGACCACCUGAGCCACGGCGAGGUCAGCGUGCCCGACUUCCCCAAGGGGGUGGCAGCCCAGCUGCUCUCAUUCUCUGUCGUGCUGCUGCUGAGGUUCAUGGACGAUGACGUCGCGUCAGAGUUCAAGGAGAGAGCGGCGGUGCAGUCGCUGGUCCGUCUCGCCGGAGGCUACAGCUCCCGCUUCCACCCCGCGGCUCUGCUCAGGAAGCAGGUGCUGAGCUGCGAGAAGUGCGUCCGGGGCUGGCCCCUGCCGCCUUUGCCAGAGGAAGAAGCCGGGAGGGAAGCAGCCAGAUUGGAGGAGAAUUCUGAAGUGAACGCCUGCAGCUCUCUGAUUGUAGAAAUCAUGGGUGAACUGUACAGCCACGUCCCCGGGAAUCAUAUCGUUUCCAGGGACUUGGAGGACGUCCCGGUCGAGAAGUGGCCCCAGCCGCUCCCUGGACUCUGCGGCAUCCGCCUCCCCACCCUGUUCUGGCCCAGAGCCGCGCUGGAGGUGCUGACCCUGCUCCGCAGCAUCGGCUCCUGCUGCGCCCGGGUGGCCCUGCAGGUGGCCGCCUCCCUGGAGCAGCGGCAGCGACAGUGGGCGGAGAAGACGCUGCGCUCGCGUCAGCGGCGGAACUUCGUGCGCAUGCGCAGCAGCACCAAGCUGCUGUCCCCCGUGCUCGCCCUGCUGCUGCUGCUCGUCGCCCUGGAGCUGCUCAGCAUCCAGCGGGUCCACAGGCAGUCGGCCCGGGAGCACCAGCAGUACCUCAGGUUCCUGAAGGCGGUGCUGCAGUUCACGGAGAACCUGGAGGUGCAGAGCGGCCUCGGGAGGAACCAGUGGGGCAAGGUGGUGGCGCUCACGCACGCGGCGCUGCUGAGGAUCCGGGCUUUCGGUGAGAGGAAGCAGAUGCUGAUCCACCUGGCCGAGGAGCCCGAGUGAGCGGCCCCAGGAGGCACCGGCCAGGGCCCCAUCUGGACAGGACUUCUGCGGCGUGCCAACCGGAGAUGCAGGGGUGGGCGGUUCCCAGGACACACGGUCCCCCUGCGUGAGGCCGUGUCCCCCUCGAUCCGUGCACCAGGGGACACGUUCCGUCCGCUUGUCCCCUCCCGGGUGCUGGGAGACUCAGCUCCUGGGGGAGGCGGACGGCCUGGACUUCACCACAGAGGACACUACUCGGGCAGUGACGGCGCCCUCGAACACCCCCUCCCACCCUGCGGCUCCUGUCGACGAGUCCCACGGAAUGGACCAGCGUUGGGCCGUAUAAAAGGGCACUAUUU
Messenger RNA from Phyllostomus discolor (pale spear-nosed bat), 2436 nucleotides. RefSeq names its product ER membrane associated RNA degradation (gene ERMARD). Bases 74 to 2098 code for a protein of 674 amino acids. The record is from RefSeq and is a predicted model, not a curated record. NCBI's taxonomy places the organism in Eukaryota, Metazoa, Chordata, Mammalia, Chiroptera, Phyllostomidae. The transcript has 18 exons.